UGUGUAACUGUGUGUACAUGCGUAUGUGUGUGUGUGUGUCUGUGUGUGUGUGUCUGUGCGCAUUGCAGUUAUUCAUGAUAGAUAACUGCGCCGACGAUUGGAGGAUCGCAAUGACAUGGCAACGAAUUAGUCAAAUAGGGUUAGAACUUUUUAUAUGCGCUAUACAUCCAAUUCCUGGCGAAUACUAUUUCCAGUGGACGACGAAAUUGGCCAAUAAAAAUAAAACAAUUGGCACCGAAAUGGUGCCCUACGACGUAGCUUUAUCACUACCUAUGUUCCUUCGAUUAUAUUUAAUCUGCCGUGUCAUGCUGCUACAUUCAAAGCUAUUCACAGACGCAUCAUCACGGAGCAUCGGCGCUCUCAAUAGGAUUAAUUUUAACACAAGAUUUGUUUUAAAAACACUAAUGACAAUAUGCCCGGGAACGGUUCUAUUGGUCUUUAUGGUCUCCCUGUGGAUCAUCGCAUCGUGGACGCUGCGGCAGUGCGAAAGAUUUCAUGACGAAGAACAUGCGAAUCUAUUAAAUGCAAUGUGGCUGAUAGCGAUAACAUUUUUGAGUGUUGGUUUCGGUGAUAUUGUUCCGAAUACGUACUGUGGACGUGGUAUCGCUGUCAGUACAGGAAUAAUGGGCGCUGGCUGUACGGCUCUACUUGUCGCUGUUGUCUCACGCAAGCUGGAGCUGACCCGUGCCGAGAAGCAUGUGCACAACUUUAUGAUGGACACGCAGUUAACAAAAAGGCUGAAAAAUGCUGCGGCGAAUGUUCUACGUGAAACUUGGCUCAUUUACAAACAUACAAGACUAGUAAAACGGGUUAAUCCCGGCCGUGUAAGAACCCACCAAAGAAAGUUCCUUCUAGCUAUAUAUGCGUUGCGAAAAGUUAAAAUGGAUCAACGCAAACUAAUGGAUAAUGCCAACACAAUAACCGAUAUGGCCAAGACACAAAAUACGGUCUAUGAAAUAAUAUCGGAAAUGUCGAGUCGACAGGAUGCCAUCGAGGAGCGCCUAACGAAUCUAGAGGACAAAAUGCAAAGUCUACAAGAGCACAUGGAAAGCCUUCCAGAUCUAUUAUCGCGCUGUUUGACCCAGCAUCAGGAGCGCAUCGAGCAACGACGCAACUUUCUGCACCCGGACACAGCAGCCGCUGCCAUUCAGCCAUCGAUUCAACCGCCCACGCCCCAAUCCAUGUUCAAUGCGGCCCCCAUGCUGUUCCCCCACUCUAGAAGUGUACCCUCAUCCAAUAACGCCGCUGCUACUUACCAUUGGCCAACAAGCCCUAUUUUGCCACCUAUAUCUAGUAGAACACCACAUUUAGUGCCUGAUACUCACAUGCCAUCAAAUGGAUCUGCAGUUAAUAGCUACGCAUCUUCCAACAAAUACGGCAGCUGAAUAUCAGACAGAGAGCGC
This is a messenger RNA of Drosophila navojoa, 1403 nucleotides long. RefSeq names its product small conductance calcium-activated potassium channel (gene SK). Gene Ontology annotation, cellular component: membrane. Gene Ontology annotation, biological process: potassium ion transport. The record is from RefSeq and is a predicted model, not a curated record. Gene Ontology annotation, molecular function: calmodulin binding; small conductance calcium-activated potassium channel activity. NCBI's taxonomy places the organism in Eukaryota, Metazoa, Arthropoda, Insecta, Diptera, Drosophilidae.